Prorocentrum cordatum is the source of this 1904-nucleotide messenger RNA. Lineage: Eukaryota; Dinophyceae; Prorocentrales; Prorocentraceae. The record is from the annotation of a GenBank genome assembly.
GGUCCGAGAGUGUAUGCUCGUGCCGACGUUUUUUCCUUCCGUGAGCGUGCCGCCGGACUUCGAGGCGCUGGCCGCGCGGCUGAGAGAUGCCUCCGCCCUCGAGGGCGUCGGCGGGCUGCUCGGGUGGGACGAGAUGACGAUGAUGCCGCCGGGGGCGGCGGCCUCGAGGGCGGCGCAGAAGUCCGCGCUGUCCAGCGUGAUCCACGCGAAGCAGACCGACCCCGAGAUCGCGAGGUGCUGCUGGAGCGCCUCCAGGGCUGCGCGCCAGCGCUGGACGAGUACCGGCAGGCCACGGUGCGCGAGGCGGCGCGCGCGUACAGGAAGGCCACGUGCAUCCCGGACGACCUGGUGCGCAGGGAGGCCGACCUGUCGAGCCGCGCCUACCAGGGCUGGGUGCAGGCCCGGCAGGAGAAGAGGUGGGAGCUCUUCUCCCCGCUCCUGCGGGAGUGGGUCGAGCUCCGCCGCCAGCGCGCCGCGCUGAUCGACCCCUCGAGGCCGGCUUACGACGUGCUCGCGGACGACUACGACCCGGGGCUCACCGGCCAGAGGGUGAGCGAGGUUUUCGGCCGCGUCAGGGACGGGCUGGUGCCCCUGCUGAAGAGCAUCCGGGAGCGGGGGGAGAAGCCCGACACCGCCUGGCUCCAGGGCGACUUCGACACCUCCAAGCAGGCCGACCUGUGCAAGGACGUGGCGGUGGCGCUCGGCUUCGACCUCCAGAACGGCCGGCUGGACGUGAGCGUGCACCCGUUCACGGGCGGCGCCCACCCGACCGACGUGCGGAUGACCACGCGGUUCAAGCCGGACGACAUCACGGAGGGGCUCACUGGAGCCAUACACGAGACCGGCCACGCGCUGUACGAGCAGGGCCGGAACCUCGAGCACGACGGGCUCCCCGUGAGCGCGGCGGCCGGCAUGGCCAUCCACGAGAGCCAGUCCCUGCUGUGGGAGCGCAUGGUGGGGCUCAGCCGGCCCUUCGCGGCGUACCUGCUGCCGAAGCUGCAGGCCCAGUUCCCCGACGCCUUCGCGGGCCGCGCGCCAGAGGAGCUGUACGUGGCCAUGAACGCGGUGAAGGAGGUAUCCAUGAUCCGCGUGGAAGCGGACGAGGUGACCUACCCGAUGCACGUGAUCCUGAGGUUUGAGAUCGAGAAGGGCCUCGUCGAGGGCAGCGUGGACCCCGACGACGUCCCGGCGCUAUGGAACGAGAAGAUGAGGGAGUACCUCGGGGUCGAGCCGGAGGACGACGCCCAGGGAUGCCUCCAGGACCUGCACUGGUCCAUGGGCGCCAUCGGGAACGGUGGCGGACUUUCCCACCUACACCCUGGGGGCGAUGUCGGCAGUGCAGAUCUUCGACGCCGCCAAGGCGGACCUCCCCGGUCUGGACGAGGCCGUGGCCGCCGGGGACUUUGCGCCGCUGAGGGGCUGGCUGAAGGACAAGGUUCACCGCCUCGGCAGCCUCUACCCCAAGGCGGACGACCUCCUCGAGGCGGUCACCGGCAGGGCCCUGGACCCCGACGUCUUCCUGAGGUACCUGGAGGACAAGUACAGGGACAUCUACCGGCUCUCCUGACGGAUGAGGGGGGGAGCGGAGUCGCCAUGCACGAAGCGGGUCCCGAAGGGGGAACCGCAGUGGACCCGAUCGGCGUCGGGACUGCUCGGGGGACCUGCUGAGCCUUGCGCACCACCCCCAUCUUGCCUUUUUCUCGGGAUGCGAUGCCCGGCGCGCGCCUCUGGCCUCGCUGGUCCUCGAGCGCCUGCAGGCGCGCCGCGCCCGGCUCUCCCCUGGAGGCCUCUGCGCCGUGCAGCGAGGAGUUUUCUUGGCGCGCCCGACAAUCCGGCGAUGCAGGCAGAUUGCCGUGCCAGUCGCGAACCCUCCUACUCCUGCUCCUCCUCCUGCUCCUCCUCCU